GUUAAUGGCGAGAGAAUAGUAGUAGAAGAGACAAUGAGAAAGCAAUAGCAUACAAAAUGUUGUCACGUAGAUGACGACGACGUGAUUAAAUUAAUUUAUAUCUGCACACUAGUUUUUUUCCUUCUCCAUUUUCCUCUACAAUAAAACUAUUUAAGACCCAAGAACAAAAGUUUCUCUGAAGUCUGAAGUCAAAGAUCAGAUUCUUCUUCUUCUUCUUCCUACGAUGUAUCAAAUAUUCUUCAUCUUCUUCGUUACAAUCUUCCACAGUUACUACUAUGCAUCUGCUCAGCCUCCUGCUCCUCCGUUCAGAAACGGCGACCUCGUCACAAACUUCGAGCCGAGUUUAGCCGUCGUCACGGGCGUUCUCGCCAUCAUGUUCACGCUCACUUUCGUCCUCCUCGUCUACGCUAAGUGCUGCCACAUCGAUCUCCGGUCAGGUACCGGCGACGGAAGACGGCAAGAUCGCCGGAUCCUACAAGGAAUAUUCUUUAACCGGUCUACAAACUCCUCGGACCGAUUCUCCGGUUUGGACAAAGCAGAGAUCGAGUCACUUCCUCUGUUUAGAUUCUCUGCUUUGAAAGGAUCAAAACAAGGGCUUGAGUGUUCCGUCUGUCUAUCUAAAUUCGAAAGCGUUGAGAUUCUUAGAUUGCUGCCUAAAUGUCGUCACGCUUUCCACGUGGGGUGCAUCGAUACGUGGCUUGAGCAGCACGCGACGUGUCCUCUCUGCAGAGCAAGAGUCUCAGUGGAAGAUGAGUCCUCUGUCUCUGUUUAUGGUAACAGCUUCCGGUUCUUGAAUCAGUCUGAGGCACGAGAAGACUCGAGCUUGGAGCUUUACAUCGAGAGAGAAGAAGAAGAAGAGAGGAGACAGAGAGAGGAAGUUGGUGGGUCGUCGAGGUUCAGCAUCGGAGGGAGUUUCAGGAAGAUUCUGAAAUUAGGUCAUAAAGAAAAACCGUUACUUGAUCAGCACGGAGAAGAUAAAGACGAGAAGAAGAUUAUGCAUAAGUUCAAUCAUAGGAUCCUUGUGUCUGAUGUUGUGUUCAAGAAUCGUUGGAGCAACGUGAGUUCGUCUGAUUUGAUGUUUUUGAAUUCUGAGAUGGUUAGUUCGAUUUCCAGUGAGAGAUUCUCGUCGACGGAUAAUGUGAAGAGAGGUGAUGAAGAGGAUCAAAGAGGUAACUUGCAAGUCAAGGAAGAGAAGAGAAUGUCUGAGAACAAGUUGUCGGGAAACAGAGACUUUGGUUCGAAAUCAAGAAGCGUUAUGAUCGAACCAGGAAGAAGAUCGGUUUCUGACAUCACUGCGGUUCCUAGGCUAAGUAUUACGGUCCAUGGGGAAUGUAGCGGUUCAAACGCAGCGACUGCGUCUGCGUUAGUAAACGGAGGAAACGAGACGGAGGAGAGAAGACGGCGUUUGUGGCUGCCCAUCGCUAGAAAAACCGCUCAAUGGUUUGCUAAUAGAGAAAAAAGAAAUCAAAUUAACACAACACGCCAACACUUUGAUGUUUAGUUUCUUUGCAAUUUUUUUAUAUAUUUUUUUACAAAUAUUUAGGUUUGAUUUAUGUUCUUUACAAGACAAAGACUAAACUUGUUAGCUAGAUCAAAAGAAGAUUAUUUGUGUAAAUAAUAUGGAUUUAUACAUAAACAAAGUGCUGAAUCAUAACAUAUUAAUAAGUUGAAUUAUUACUGGUUUAUUGUUUGUAAAUAUAAUAACUGUUUUCAAAUAAAUGGAACAUGUCAGCUUACCUGGUUACAGAAGCAAUCAAGCAACCACGCUAUU
This is a messenger RNA of Raphanus sativus (radish), 1771 nucleotides long. Its product is annotated as E3 ubiquitin-protein ligase ATL42. The transcript has a single exon. The record is from RefSeq and is a predicted model, not a curated record. Bases 224 to 1501 code for a protein of 425 amino acids. Lineage: Eukaryota; Viridiplantae; Streptophyta; Magnoliopsida; Brassicales; Brassicaceae.